Molecule: messenger RNA, 2221 nt
Organism: Panicum virgatum (switchgrass)
Lineage: Eukaryota; Viridiplantae; Streptophyta; Magnoliopsida; Poales; Poaceae
Product: nuclear pore complex protein NUP58-like
Exons: 7
Coding region: 357-1781 (474 amino acids)
Biological process (GO): nucleocytoplasmic transport
Cellular component (GO): nuclear pore
Molecular function (GO): structural constituent of nuclear pore
Source: RefSeq, a predicted model, not a curated record
AUCCGUCCACUCCACGCCACCCGCCCGGCGCCGCGCCAUCUCGGCUACCCCCAUGCCUGGCCUCGAUUGGGACCUGAACCUGGACCCCGAGCUGCAGCCUGCAGGCCGCGGCCAGGCGCCUCAGCUUCUCCGACGCCAACUUCCCCUCCUCCCGCGGCGGGCUCUCGGACAUUGAGGUGCCGCGUCUGAAUCCGAUAUUCCACGCCACCUCGCGCAACCACAAGAACCGUCUCCCGACGAUCAACGAGAAUAGCUCCGAUGAACUUGCGAGGAUGCAGGCACCCGCCCUCGAGCAAUGCACCGGGCCUCCGCCAUCUCUGGGGACGGCCGGGUAGCUGUACCAGGGGUGGGGAGGGAUGCCGACGCCUACGGCCGGUGCGCCCGUGGCGACUUCGCUUCCCCUUGCGCCUCCUGGGUUAUCGCAGUCUCAGCAAUUGCUGGAGGCGGGAGCGGCGGCGCGGAUGUUGGAGCAACGGCGUCAUGCGGAAUUGCUUGGGCCGUUUGGGGAGCAUCGGCAGCGGCGCCAGCAGGCGUUGGCCGCGGAGGCGGGUUUGCAGCAGGCGUGGGCGGCGGCGGCGGCGCGGCCGCAGCCGCAGGUGCUGAUGCUGUACACGGUGGAUGGGGGUGCCGCCGGGUACGACACCAAGUGGGAGGACCUGCACCCGGUCUCCCAGGGGCUUCUCCUUCAAAUCGAGGACAGCAUUAGGGAGUACAGAUAUGAUAGUGAGCGGUUGGUUGAGUGCAGCCACCUUGAUCACCUAUCACCGUUCAAUUUUGAAUUUGAUGCUGGUCAGAUUAGUCAGCAGGAGGCUGCAUCUAUUUCUACCAUCAUGAACAGAGAGAAGAUUUCAAUUGAGAGCUUAAUGACUGUUAUCAAAGAAAUUUUAUGGAACACCGAUUAUGCUAUACAUUCCUAUGUAAAGCUGAGGCCAAGGUUUGUGCAUUUAAGUGCUGGAAUUGCUAAUCACUCUGGAUCUUCUGAUGCUCAGACUGAUUUCAGUCAGCUCUUGACUAUGGCACCAAGCUUUCAUUGUUAUAGUAGUGCUACAAGGAGGCCUUCUCCUUUUGUGCAACACACAGUUGCCAGGUUUGAGGAUCAACUUGGAGAAUGCUGCAAAUGGAUUCUAGAUCUAGAACAGCUUGUCCAGAUGAAGAAUGGUAAAACCUUUGCAGAAUCUUUGGAAUCUCUGUCAAAAGUUGUGUCUAAUAUCCAUGACUAUCUAAUGCAUGUGGCGUCUAAGGUGGAACAUAUUCAUCAGAGUGCUGAAACAAUGAAGACUCAGUAUCUGAAGGAUCGACGAUGCAGGGGUGAUUUGAGUAAUCCUUUUCACAAGGCAAAUAGAAGAGAGGAAGCUAAACAACAAGCAACUGCCGGAAUAAUCCAUCCGAUGUUGCAUCUAUCACCUCUAGGCCAGCCAACAACACUGGUUGCUGUGCCAAUGAUAUCAAGCCAGCUACAGCAAACUUUAUUCCCCAUCGUAGCAACUUCCCCAAACCCAGCUCUUCCACUGCCUUCUGUUUUGCCUUCAUUCAGCACGCAAACAAGUCCUGCUCCAUUAACCAACCCUUUCAGUUCACCUGGGUCUGUGUUGCAGUCGACACCAUUUGGUUCAUUAUCCUCACCUGAACUUGGAUCCAUGCUGGUUUCAUCUUCGUUCAGGACUGGCAUCCCAUCUUCUGCUACUUUGCCUUUCUCAAUACCAUACGAAGGUGGAAUGACAGCUUCAGGCAUCAAUCGAGUACCUUCCGGCGGAAGGAAGCCACCCAGAAGAAACCGCUAACUGUGCAUUUCAUAUUCUCUUUUUGGAGGUGUCAUGGCUGUGCACUGCUCACUCUUAGGGCUCGUCGGCGGCAACCACGUGAGAUAAUCUGUGACCUGGACUGGGUAUGGAGAAGCUGCGAAGAAGCAUCGCCCUGGCAAGUUGGCAACCAACCAACCACUUGAGGCUGGUCAAUGCUUUGCUUUGAGGCGUAGCAAAGUGUCGUCAUUGCAGCGCGUAAAACUAGUGGGUUGAAUGUGCUUCAGGGGUCUGUCUCUGUCUCAAGUGGAAACGGAACAGUUUCUUUUUCGGUGGUGGGAACUGGGGAUGCUCAGAAAUUUUGUGAAUUUUAGGGGUACUGUACAUGCUUUGGUAUAGCUGUGAUGUGAAUAUGGUGACUGUAACAACGAUUAUUAUUUGAUGGAAAGUGCGUAUAGAAAAGAAGGAUUGAUUUGACCAAA